This is a messenger RNA of Grus americana (Whooping crane), 5708 nucleotides long. RefSeq names its product GA binding protein transcription factor subunit alpha (gene GABPA). NCBI's taxonomy places the organism in Eukaryota, Metazoa, Chordata, Aves, Gruiformes, Gruidae. The record is from RefSeq and is a predicted model, not a curated record. Bases 1661 to 2659 code for a protein of 332 amino acids. Gene Ontology annotation, molecular function: sequence-specific DNA binding. The transcript is spliced from 9 exons.
GGAGCGGCCUCGCCUCGGCCGCAGGUCUGCGCCGGCCUGGCUGCGGCGGCGCCGCCUGCUCGCUCGCCAGCCCGCAGGAGGGCCCGUGGCGGCGGCCCCGCGGCCGGAGGAACGGGUUGGGGCGUCCCGUCCCGAGGGGCCUCGGUGCCGGCCACCCCGGCAGCGGGAAAUGGAGCCUGCGGCCGCCGGCUGCGGCGGGGCGCGGGAAAAGGCCCCUCGGGCAGCGCGGCGGACCUGGCGCGCCGGGGGCGGGAGGAGGCUGACGCCUUCCCGCCGCAGGUCUUGCCGCCGCGGCUGGGGGCGAGUCAGGCAGCCCGGACCGAGGUCCAUGAGGCUGCUCCGGGGCGUGUAAACUUACUCCACUUGUAAAAACUUACUUUGGAUGAAAGCGUAAGAGGGUAUUUGGCGUCUUACAUAGUUCGCUUCGUGGUGUUUAGUCAGAUACGUGCUACACAACCACUUCUCCCGGUUCGGAUUUAUUUUCUGACUAUUGAUGAAGGCAAACACGAAAUCUGGCAUGAUUCUACCUCGUUUAGUGGUCCACUGCCUUUGUCUUAGAUCUGAACUGGCUGAUGGCUUGCAACAGCUGAUCUGUAAAAGAUGGGUUGGUUGUCUGCAUUGUUACCUAGCUUACGUUGGGGUUUACCAGUUUGAAUAAUAAUAGGGAUGGAUAGUACCAAAUGCUCCAUGAACACCAGAGCUUGGGAGCACAAGUAUUUCCAGUGGUUUGGCUUCAUUAUGCAUAUGGGCUCCAGCAGUCACCCCCACUUCACAACUACCUGAUAGGAUAACAAACAUGUAUUCUAGUAGUAGAGUUUGUGCCCAUAUCAUGAUGGGCUUGUUACUUGCUUAAUUCCUUGUGUGCUAGGGAAAAGAAAAGAUAGGUCUUAACAGAACAAUGGGACUUCUCUCCAAAUGCUAAAGUCAAACUGUAAAAGAUCCUGGAGUAGCACUGGGCUGUGGUUCAGGGGAAGAAGGGCUCUGUUAACAAGUGCCUUCUCUUACAUUAGUGGAGGUCUGUGUCAGGCAUUAUGGUCAGAUUCCUUCUUGGAUAACUUGGAUAAAAGUCUUAGGGCUUUUUAGGUUGAAGGAAAAGUAAACCCAAGCAGAAAUCAGUAUGCUGUACCUUCCACAAAUCAAGCAUGGUUUUAUAUGUUCCUCCAGACAAAUGCUGCUGUUGUGGUAUUGCUGCCACAUUGACCCUCCUAACAAGCCAGGCUGUUUGAGUUCUCUUGUUUCUCAGCAGCCUUCAGGGCAGGCUCAGGAAGCUUAGUGUGUGCACUAAGCUUAGCUAUGUGCACUUUCAAUCUCUGCAUCAUCCUGUAGAAACAAAUUUUGCUAGACUUCAUGUGAAAUGCUUAUAUCAUCAGAGUCUCUAUUCUAGCAUAGGAAAGAGUGAAUAAUUUUCCCCAUCAGGUUUCUCUGAACUGUUAAUGACUUUACAUGUUUUCAUAACGUUAUUCUUCCUCUUUCCACCCGUCAUCUCCCUUGCUUGUAUCUGUGCUCAGUGGAACCAUCUUUUUUUCUCCUCUUUCUGUACCUGCUGUCUGUGCCUGUGCUCCCCUCUCCUACCUCCCCAGAGUAACCAGAAAUGUAGAAGAGCCCGUGAGAUGCAACCACAAACCACCUUUGAAGACUCUGUUCUUAAGAUAUUUUAGCCAUGACUAAGAGAGAGGCAGAGGAGCUGAUAGAAAUAGAAAUUGAUGGAACUGAGAAACAGGAAUGCACUGAAGAAAGCAUCGUUGAGCAAACCUACACCACAGCAGAAUUUGUGAGUCAAGCUAUUGACAUCAGUGAACCCAUUGGAAAUCUUAAGAAGUUGCUGGAACCCAGACUGCAGUGUUCCUUGGAUGCACAUGAAAUUUGCCUGCAAGAUAUCCCGCUGGACCCAGAUCGAAGCCUGUUUGAUCAAGGAGUAAAAACAGAUGGAACAGUGCAACUCAGUGUGCAAGUAAUAUCUAGGCAAGGGAUAGAGCCUAAGUUAAACAUCCUUGAAAUUGUGAAGCCUGUGGAGACUGUGGAGGUAGUGAUUGAUCCAGAUGCUCAUCACGCAGAGGCUGAAGCUCACCUUGUUGAGGAAGCUCAAGUGAUAACCUUGGAUGGAACAAAACAUAUUACAACAAUUUCAGAUGAGACCUCUGAACAAGUGACACGAUGGGCUGCAGCAUUGGAAGGCUACCGAAAGGAGCAGGAGCGCCUUGGAAUACCCUAUGAUCCAGUGCAGUGGUCGACAGACCAGGUCCUCCACUGGGUGGUAUGGGUGAUGAAGGAGUUCAGCAUGACUGACAUUGACCUCAAUGCACUCAGCAUUCCCGGGCGGGAGCUCUGCAGCCUCAGUCAAGAAGACUUCUUCCAGCGCGUCCCACGGGGAGAAAUCCUCUGGAGCCAUUUGGAGCUUCUUCGAAAGUAUGUGUUGGCUAGCCAAGAACACUCUGGAGAAAUAGCAACUGUUACUAUUGAUCAGCCUGUGCAGAUUAUUCCAGCAUCUGUACAGCCUGCUACCCCAACCACCAUUAAAGUAAUAAACAGCAGUGCAAAGGCAGCUAAAGUACAGAGAGCUCCAAGGAUCUCUGGGGAAGACAGAAGUUCCCCUGGGAACAGAACAGGUAUUGUCUCCAUUAUUUUUAAAUGCAAAUGCAGUAAGCACUCAUUAAUUUGAAUUACAGUUUUGUAGAACACAUCUUUGUCACUCUAGAUGUGAGGUUUGUAGAAGUCCAUGUGGUAUGAAGGGGGCCGUGCUACAAAAUAUAUCACAAGCACAUUGAGAGCUGGCAGGUAUUACUAUGAUGGAGACAUGAUCUGCAAAGUGCAAGGCAAGAGAUUUGUGUACAAAUUUGUCUGCGACUUGAAAACUCUCAUUGGAUACAGCGCAGCAGAGUUGAAUCGGUUGGUCACGGAAUGCGAGCAGAAGAAACUAGCCAAGAUGCAGCUCCAUGGCAUUGCACAGCCAGUUACAGCAGUGGCGCUAGCUACGGCAUCCCUGCAAACAGAGAAAGAUAAUUAAGCACUAGGACCUGAAAGCGGGAGCCUGAGGCCUUUCCUAUAUAACCAGAGCAGUUGCUGCUCUUAUCUUUAUCAGAAUUGGAAACUUCUUUUGUUUCUUGACAGUACAAUAUAGUGUAUGGUUUUCUACAAAGAACUGGGACUCGCAUAAAUUUGGAUCUUUUAACAGCAUAUAUUUCAGUAUAAGUUAAGGGAUCACCACAACCUCUGCAACUUCGAGUCAGGGCCUCUGUUGUAUGCAAUCUGAAAUUGGUGAGAAAUGUUGAACUGGUCAGCGUUCUGUGUCCACAGCUGUACAAAAUAAUUUUUGUAGCGCUUUUAACAAAAAUGAUGUACCUACGGCAAGCAAGCUGAUCAGUUGUCUGAACUCAGUCCUUUCCAGUCUUUUGUUCUCUGCUGAGCUACCAAAUGGCAUUUGAUGAUUUCAAAGUUAAACGUGUUCAUUAUUCUCAUUUAAUCAAGCAGAGCUGAAAGACGCAUUAAAUGUUACAAAGCAUCAGGUUCUUAAAAUAGCUUCUGUGUUUAUAAGCAAAGGAAACUAAGACUAGACCGAACUGAAGAUCAGUGCUGAAGAAGGAGAUCCAGGUUUAGAUCUGGCUUAGGUGAAAAGCCAAUUAUGAGUAUUUCAUUGUGAGAUGUAGAUAAUAUGCAUAUAUGAGGGCAAGUAGGUAUCUGUUUUGAAAGACAUUGUUAACGCUAGCCAUUUAGCAAAAAGCGAAGACAAACUUCUUCCCCCACUACCACCCCCCAUCAGGUGAUUUGAAAACUUGAAAAAAUAGCCCUCGCCCAAAGAGUAGUUUGGUUUGGUGGGGGGGUUUAAUGCUCUGUUCUGCAAGGUGCUUAUACCUGCAUGUAGUCAGCCGUAGUAACUGAAGGCUUAAGUUAAUCACAGUCAGUAGUCCCUGUUUAGAAACAAAAUGCAAGUUGAAAAUAGUUUUACAGAGAACUGAAGUUUGAUUUCCAAAUUAUUGUACAGUCUGACAUAUAUUAAACUACAAAGAUGUGUAAUUUUUAUUUAAAAUUAAUUUCCUUCUGAACUUCAAGUGAUGUUUUUGAAGCUUCAUAAGCCAAGUGCAUGCUCCAGAACUGGGUGCAAUUUGAAGUCUGGAUGAUGAAUAGAAAUAGUUGGAAUGUAUCCUGAAUUCUGAGCUACGGAGAGUACUUCGUGCAAACUUACACAUGCAGUAAAAAAUAGGCUGCGACUUUUGAGCUUCUGUACUGACGCCCAUUAGACUCUUUCUUUUGACGGCUGAAAAUGGUGCAGUUUUGGUUUUGCUUUUGCCCUUUCAUGUUAUGUUCAUGUCACCAUGCACAUUUCCAACUUUUUAUAAGUAAAACCCCCUCUGGUAACACUUAAAAAUUAAAAUGCAAAUGGAUAAGGGAAAACCUUCAAUUCUGUGAGGGAUCAAGCUACUCUUAAACCUUAAGUCAGAAGUGCUUGUACAGUGAGGUUCUAAGCACAAAAUGUGCUUAUACUGAGUAGGGAGACCACUGGACUGUUACUCUUCAUCUGAAAAGGAAUGGUCAUACUUGCAGGCAGAGGGCAAAGAACAGAGAAGACUCCUGUUUAUUUUAAAGAUACAUUGAGGACAAAGCUUUUUGUUUAUAGGCGGAUGUUCAUCUGCAGAUACUUUUUGCUUAACUAGAAAUCUCGCCUACUUUUUUCGUUGUCACCACAAUUACAAUUUUUUUUUUUGCCAGAUUCUUUCCAUAACUCUCAAUAUUGUUUUCAUUCUUGAGCUCUUAAAGCACUCCAUCUACUAAGCAUGCAGGUUUUGUUUUUAAAAAAAAAUCUUAAGCCCUGAGCAAAAUGUCUAAAUGCAUCUGUCACAAGAGGUCAACCAUCAAUCCAUUUAUUGCUGUUACGGUCAUCUGAUUCCACUAGCUGGCGAGUGUUUCAGGAGACUUACGCAAUUAGGUGCAGGUUUGCUUACUAAGAAUAAGAUGAAGCUGAUAGUUCGGUGGCAGCAGCUACGUACAUAACACUGCUCUGUUACUAAACAGAAGUCCAGUGCAAGUCACUAGUUAUAUUUAGCAGCGUUCAUGAGAGGCCUUUUUAGUUAAAAUGCAGUACAAAAAGGAGAGAAGCUUAAAAUAUCAGCUUUCUAGAUCAAACUGGACCGUGGGAGGAUAAACUAGCAGCGAAAUUGAAAUGUAAUACCAGUGCUUCAUCCCUUUGAAUGUUCUUGUUACAUAAGCCCUCUAGGGGAAACUUCUGAUACCACACUUUCUUUGUAAAUACAUCUGAUUAUUAUUUUGCAGCUUUUCAGUAGGUAUGAUAGUCCUUUGGGUUCUUUGUUGUGGGAUCGUCUGCUUUUCCACCGUGUUCUAACUAUUAAAGGAGGAAUCUUUCAAACAGUAUAAAAUCACUGUCACAUUCUCUGUAGCUGAGGGAGAAAUCUGUGACUAACUUGAUGUCUUCAAUAAAAUAAAAGUUGUAGAAUAUAUUGUCAAAGGUUGUUCCGUUGCUCCCAGAGGGAAAACAUAGAAAGAAUAUUCCCAACUUUUUGUAAAACAGAAGGGUUUUUGCAUACUUUUUACUCUUUAAAUAAAGACACUUAUACUCUGCUAAUAAUUAUGUAUUUCUUUUGUGUUUUGCAUUUUUUUGGUAAUUUUACAUGAAACAAUUAUUUUCUAUUUUUACUCUGAUAAAAUAUUUGUGCAUAAAAUGUCAAUAUAGUAAAAUAAAAAUGUUAUACAGCUAA